AUGGACGAAUCAGAAUAUCUGGCCGGGAUCCUCUACCACCUUGGUCUCAGUCGUCUCCAAGACCCGGAUCACUGCUGCCCCGAGUGGCAGUAUUGCUUGCUCCUUAGACAAUCAUCUGGGGCAAACCCAGAUUUCUAUUGCGGGUGGGAGAACCAGAACACCGAGUCGGAGGGUGAAGAGAAUGAUACUGGCGUGCCGGAUGAUGUCGUGCAGAGAGCAGCUUACUAUACCGUGUCCGACGACAGCGAGGAAGAACAGGACGACAUUGAUGGCGACAGGUCAUCCUCUCCCCUCCCCACCCUCACCGAGACUGCGUCUGAUGUUGGCGCCGGGUCAAAUUCGGCACCUGUCUCUCCGAGUCGUGUCACGGCCAUGAAAACAAGAUAUAUCCUACCCAGCGCAGAAGUCACCAAAAAAAUCAUAAUCGUAUUUGAAGAGGACUCAGACAGCGAUGAUCCCAAUCAAGAAGACGAAGAGGACUUUAAUUUGGAAUGGGAGGACGAUGGACAGGGCUCUGCUUAUGACGACUCGGAUUGA
Messenger RNA from Stereum hirsutum FP-91666 SS1, 537 nucleotides. RefSeq lists its product as uncharacterized. Lineage: Eukaryota; Fungi; Basidiomycota; Agaricomycetes; Russulales; Stereaceae. The record is from RefSeq and is a predicted model, not a curated record. The transcript has 3 exons. Bases 1 to 537 code for a protein of 178 amino acids.